Messenger RNA from Aspergillus mulundensis, 303 nucleotides. RefSeq lists its product as uncharacterized. Lineage: Eukaryota; Fungi; Ascomycota; Eurotiomycetes; Eurotiales; Aspergillaceae. The record is from RefSeq and is a predicted model, not a curated record. Bases 1 to 303 code for a protein of 100 amino acids. The transcript has a single exon.
AUGUCCAGUACAGUCAUCCAAAUUUUGCACGAAACGGAUCGGAAAACUUGGAGCUACGGAUCUGAUUAUGUCGAUGGGGCCCUGAGACUGUUCAGGGUGGACGACCUCCUCUCUCAGGAUAGCACGAUUGUCCUCUUGGAAUGGAGGGAUCUAGAUGUGAGCCAAAGGGGCGACGGGUUCCCAACAUAUGCCGCAAUCUCGCACUCAUGGUCGCCCAGCGUCGAGGUCCAAAAGCUCAGCUCGAUUGCCAAUCGGCCUUUGGAUAUAGACAUUGGGCAGGAUGCGCCGCAUCAGAUCAGCUAG